This is a messenger RNA of Uranotaenia lowii, 1032 nucleotides long. Its product is annotated as brachyurin-like. Gene Ontology annotation, molecular function: serine-type endopeptidase activity. Gene Ontology annotation, biological process: proteolysis. Bases 19 to 942 code for a protein of 307 amino acids. The record is from RefSeq and is a predicted model, not a curated record. Lineage: Eukaryota; Metazoa; Arthropoda; Insecta; Diptera; Culicidae. The transcript has a single exon.
CCCUAACUGACUAUCAAUAUGAAAGUUUUGGUUGUUUUGUGUGCGAUUGCGGCAGGAGUCUCUGCCAAGUUUCUCGAUAUCGAUUGGUCUCGAGUGAACCCGAUUGAAGAAUUCGAUCAUUACUGGGCGCGCAUUCCGGCGGACUGGCAAUGGAUGCGUGGACUUGAGGUGGAUCGCAGAAUUACAAACGGUGUCGAAGCUCAUCCAGGGCAGUUCCCAUAUCAGGUGAUUGUACUGAGUGAUUUUCCAAUGGGGACUGGUUUUUGCGGAGGAAGUCUUCUGAACACCCACUGUGUACUGACAGCAGCCCACUGUGUCGAUGGAGCCAGCGGUGGUAUUGCCAUAAUGGGAGCUCACAAUCGGAACCUAGUUGAAGCGGAACAACAGAGGAUCAGCUUUGUGCAUCAUGGGAUUCACAUCCAUGAAGAGUACGUGUCUACCAAUAUCCGGAACGACGUUGCAGUUAUACGCUUGGCCGGUGAUGUUGUUUAUACGCCACGCAUUCAACCGGUGCACUACACACAUGAUAAUACCAACACCUUUUCUGGGGUUACUGGAACCGUAUCCGGAUUUGGUCGCACCUCCGAUACGAGUCAGGAUUUAUCCAGCGUUCUGAGAUACACCUCGAAUCCUAUAAUGACCAAUGCCGAUUGUUUGGCCAGCUGGGGUGGAAACACCGACCUUAUUCAGGCACAGAACAUUUGUUUGAGCUGUGUCAAUGGGCGAUCGGCAUGCGGUGGAGAUUCCGGUGGACCAUUGACUGUUGCUGGCGAUCGAGAUCAUCACGAGCAUCACGAUCAUCCUUCUGACACCGUUCAGGUAGGAAUUGUUUCGUUUGGUUCUGCUGCGGGAUGUGCUACAGGAAUGCCAUCGGUUUAUGCUCGCGUGAGUAUUUUUUCUGCCUGGAUCGAUCUCCACACCGAUCACGAUCACCAUCACUGAAAGGAACUCGAGGCUAAGCUGUAUUCAAUUAAGCCGCUUUUUUGUUGUGAUUUUGGCUUUUGGUACUGUUAAAUAAAAAAAGAGAGACGG